Messenger RNA from Penicillium malachiteum, 327 nucleotides. RefSeq lists its product as uncharacterized. The record is from RefSeq and is a predicted model, not a curated record. The transcript has a single exon. The coding region runs from base 1 to 327 and encodes 108 amino acids. NCBI's taxonomy places the organism in Eukaryota, Fungi, Ascomycota, Eurotiomycetes, Eurotiales, Aspergillaceae.
AUGCCUUCUACAAGAAAGCGUACGCGUGCUGCAGGGCAACCCGCUGGUGACCCGGCACGAAAGAAGGCUAAAUUAGCUGAUGGUGAACUUACCAAUGGUCACGGUGAACACAUUGUUCAGCCUGACUCUAUAUAUGAGCCUUCAUCUGAGGACGCUGAGGCUGGACCCGCCUUUCCAUUCGAUGGAGUUGGACCCGCCCCUCCUACAGGAGAUAACUUCUGGAUUUCCUAUGGUGCUAUAGGGAAUAUCCCUCUCGGUAUUCAUAAUAAGCAGGUUGCUUCAUGUGAUAUUGAGUUCUUACAGGUUGACCCCAGUGCAUGGCCAUGA